GUCAAGACAUUAGUCGCCCUGAGUGUUGAAGACGCGUACACGUUUCUAGUUCUUUACAGAUUAGAGAAUUGUCUGGUAGAAACAUAUCGUAGGGACAGGUUUAAUUAUCAUUACCACACAUCAGUACAGAGACAGUGAAUACAAGGCUCACUGUGUGAUCGGUGCCGAGGUUUGUGGGUGUACGACGCCUUUGGUGUAUUUCUAACAUUGUGGAGAACACGGCCCUCCUACAGGCUACCAGGAACAUUAUUAGCCUUCUCAUCAUUACGGCUAGAAAUUAAAAAAUAACUACCAGGAGUGUGGAACUAUUCGAGGAGAUUUGACCAUACCUGUGCUAAAAUAUCUUCUGUCCAUCUUUCGGAACACGCUCCACAUGAACAUUUGGAUAUCUGUUAUAGGCUCUGAAGGAUUUCUGAAGGAACAGCAGUGUCAUCUUUCUGUUGUGGGCGUCUUCAAAGGAAGGUAUAACUCUAAAGUAAUCCCACAAACUUCAUUUUCUAACGGUUAUCAACCUUGCCGUGUCCAAAUUGUAAUAACACACAAGAUAUAAACUGUUGAAUCCGUCUCUAUCUAGAUUGACACCGUGAUAACUAGGAGAUGAAGUAUGUGAUAAAGACAAGUUUCAUGUUUUGAGAAUUACCCCAUGUAGAGAAUUGGUUUGAGUUGCUGGUCAACAAUCCAAGAUUCCUGUACAGAAGAACUGUAGAAGUGUUGUACUAUAAUGACCUUGGUUUUGAAGAACAUGCAGUGUGACAGAAAUUCAAAUAAUUUGUUAAGUUUAGGUCCAAUCCAAGAUGAAAGAUGAGGAAAAAAAGAUGUAUUUAUCGUUAAAACCAUAAUUCCACAGGUGGUUUAUAGAAAUACACACGCUACUCUCCUACAGGAAACAUCAUCAGUGAAGAAGCAGACGGACAGAUACAGCGGACAGAUAUAGCCAAAUGGGAGGAUAAUUAGCUGUUCUUGGGCAGAUGUGUGGAGGGAUCUCCCUAAAUCUGUUUAUUUUGGAGACUUUUUCAGAAUGGACCCACCUCCGAGCCUGCAGACCUGGACUGUACAUGUUUAUAAGGAUUCUACAGCACUGUAGUACAUCAACAUAAGGCGUUUAAAACCACGGUCAGUUCUGUGGCCAUUAUACCUGUAAAUUACAGAUCUGGAUUAUAGAUUCAGGCUACCUUUGUACCAAGAUAUCUUAUACAGCUGGUCUUUGUACAUCCCUGGUCAUACAGAUUCUCCCCAACUGACCAGUUGUAAGAGUCUGUUGGUUAUAAAGCUUGACCACUACCUGUAAACGUUUUGGUCUUGAAUCUUGACCAGUACCUGUGGGACUCUUCAUUAAGAGCUUGACCAAUCAGUUGGUCAAUUAGAGUUCCUAUGUAAAAGAUGUGACCAUGGAUAUGAUUGAAGCUAACCUGAUAGAAAUGUCUUAAUAUCUUUGUGACAAAUGUAUAUGCACAAUUCCCCAAAAGAUUGUACGAAGAAGUUUGUUAACUUUUCGACGGGAUCACCUUUGCUUCUAUCCCGUGGAUUACUAUAUAAUGACAUGAGAUAGAUUGUGGAUUACUCUGUGUGUGGAUUUCUGUGGAACAAACUGACAAUGGACAGCCAGAAGUUCCAGGUGACUGCUCAGGCAGAAAUGUCGCCCAGUCCCGUCCUGCCUGUCAAAAGUUGUAUGGUGUGCCUUGGGAGGUCCAACUAUUUCCGGUUCAACCACCCAAAGGAGGCCAAGAAGAUUAAAGAUGCUCUCCCCAACUGUCGGAUAUCAUGUGCCCCUCUGCACUUCUUACAAGACCUGGAGGACAAUCCGGAAUACAUGCAGAUGAUGUCCAAUGCGGCCAGCAAUCUCCAGCGCCGGUCAUCAUCAGGCUCUGACCGGUCCUAUCCUAUCGGACCUACGGAAAGGGGUCAGUCUCUUCGGUCGGUCAGUCGGUCACCCAAAGACUCCAUUUCUGAAAGUAAUGAGCAGGAUGAUUUUAUGAACAAAGUCUGCAAAUUUGAAUUAAUAUCGCGUGGGAAGAACUCCCCCACUGCCAAGUCACCCACCAAUAAAUUUUUCUCGCCAGAACACGAACGAUACGAUCCGUCUCUUUAUUCUCAACAGAGUAUUUCGUCAUCCACGACCAGAUCUCCACUGGCUAGGCAGUAUAUACCAGAACCGGGAAAGACGGCGAAUACGCCUACUUAUCCUGCAAAGUCAAUGGAACGUCAGAAAUCUCGACCAGGACAGAGUCCAGGGACAUACUCCGGAGAGAAGGUGUUUAGUAAAGAGACCGCUACAACACGUGUGUCACUCAGUGUCUUACGGGGAAAUACAGGAACAGGAAACAACGAACGUGUUGUCAGUACAGGAAGUAACAGUUCCGGCUCACUGACCAGCGUCAGUAGUGUUAGUGGUGGUGCUACUUUAAGUUGGAACUCAAAUUCUGACUCGUCAAAAUCUGACGAAUCUUUGUCCAGUAGCAAGACACUACACACUUCAUCAUCCGGUAGUACAACUCCCCGAACUGACCAAUCAGUGACCAGGAUGCGAACACCUGAUUUAGCUAGCACUAAGGUUGUCAUGGCGACAACUGCAGAGUCUCUAGCAGAAAGCAUUAUGAAUGGUGAUCUCCUUUCAUCUAUUAGUCCAACGAAGAAGCCAGAGUUUGACCCUGGCAGUGAAAGUAAUCGGAACACAUUUGAUGGAAUGGACUUUGAUUUUAAUGAACUGACUUCAAGUCAACAAGACUUGUCCAUCAAACACCAGGAAAUGGUCUCCGAGCGGAAAAAGGAACAGGAAAUGGAACGUCUGGAAAAACAACGAUUAGAGGAAAUAUUAAAUAUGUGUGCAGAGUAUGAGAAACAAAUUGAAGAUGAAAAAGGUAGUGAAAAAAGUUCUGUUUCUAGUGUGCUUGGUCAAACGAAACCUCCCCUGCUGAAACCCUGGUCCAUGCAGGAGUUUUUGGAAAACAACAACAAAUCAGUGGAAUCUGUUGAGGAUAGGGAUGGAAGCUUGACGCCCACCUCACCGUCAAACCUACCAGGGCAGACCACUCCAACAGCAAAUGGAACAUUCAGCUACAAAUCGCCUCCAAAUUUCCUGGGGUCAAACAACAGCCCCUCUGUCUAUCAGGGACAGAUAUCUCAAUCACCAGGACUAAACGUAGAAUAUGGGUCGUAUGAGAAUAUGGUAGUUAGCUCUCCUGACAACCGUAGGGAUGGAUCGCCAGCCAUGCAGAGUCCAUCCUACUUACAAAGACCAAGUCUACCGCCCAUGGCAGAAUAUGAAGGUCAAAAAAUCAGAGGUCAGGGUUCACCAAGGCAACAGGAAGUAAGAGUCAAUGGGUUCUCACAAAAUCAAAAUAUGCAAAAUUUACAUCCUGAUGUUAGAGAAUUUAUCACUUCUUCGCCCAAAACUAUCUUGGACGAAACAAAACCUUCUUCAUCAAGUCCAAAAUAUGUUGCAGAGGAAAACAAAAUAAUUUCACCUUCCCACAAGUUAAUGGUAGACAAACAACAGGGGGUAAUCAGGUCUCCUAAAUCAAGUGAAAACAGUGGGGAGUUUAUAUACUCUUUAGCCAAGUCCGUCUCCGUAACUGAUCACAUGGGCGCCAACAUGGCGGGCGGUGGACAGCAGUCUAAAUCUACCAAAAACUCACAGAACAAUACCACACAGGAGAUGAACUGGCAGUAUUCUAACUCACCUGCUAAUUCUCAACGCCAAAUUAUAGAACCACCGGCGGGAUUUGAGGAUGCCCUACCGGCUGGUUCCAGGGAGGGUAAGCAAAAAGACUCCACCCCUGAAAUCCACCAGUUAAUUUCUGAAUCAGCUGCAACCUUAAAUCGCAAGGAGAGAGAACAACAGAUAGUUCAAGCUUCUCAGAAACCCGGACUGUUACAACAAAAUCAGGAUGACGUUGAACGUAGACCUGUACAGCGACCAAACCAAUUAUUGAACUUGAACGACCAGGAUGGAACUAGUUCACUUGACAGAAAAGACAAGUCUGAGUUCCGUAGCUCAAUGUCAAAGAUCAAAACCAAUGGUUCACUCACAAUGUUGUCAUCGCCAAACAAUCCCCACAAGGACAUGGUGGGAUUUCAAGUCCGGCGAUGUAACUCCAAUUCUUCAAACUCUGAGGAAGAAUCGUCCGGUGGGAACUCUGAGGACACGGGAACGAUAAAACGCCGCCCCAUCAUAGGUGGGGAGCCACUGAGAAGGAGUUUCAUUGAAGAGAGAAAUCGCAAUAAAAUUUCUCCUGAGGAGCCUCUCAAAAGUCCACAUUUCUCUCCGAUCAUGGGCAGCAGGAGCCCGAAGAUUGGACGCAGGAUGAUGCGGUAUGAAGAUCUACAAAAUCAAAGUGUGAAAGUGUCGAGCAGUGAAAGUCUGUCUUCCUCUAGUAAAAAAUCAGACGACAACUCCAGUGUUAAAAGUCGUAAAUCAAACAGCAAAGAAAACGUGUCUUCCAAGUUGGAUGUUGUUCACACACAAAAGUCUGGCCAAGAGGAUGUGUCUGUUAACAGCCUAAAUAACCAUGUGUCUCUCAACCAAUCUAUAGAUUCGGCAGAAGUAGAAAAAUCUGUCCGAAUGGAACGGUGUGAAAUGUAUCUUCGCACUUCAGGAGGUCAAGGUCAUUUGUCGGAUCAUUCUAAUGAAUACACUAGUAAUAUCCCUGGGCCUGGCCCGUUCCCUAGGGAUAUAGGGGAGGGGGUUUACGAAAAUGUGCCAUUUUAUCGUAACAAGGAGUCUGGGAUUAUAACCCCGGAUUAUACUUCAUCUGUGUCUUCCAAAAGGAUUAAUACUACUAGUGAUACUUAUCACUCUAAAGUGAGUUCCAUUGAUUCUAAUGUCGUGUCUUCCAUUCGGAACUCCUCGGGAUCUAAUAGCAGCAGUAAAAAAUCGGAUGAAACUCCCGUAAACAGUGAUACGGAGCAUAUACUAACGCAGGCCCACGACCGGGCAUCCUCCAGUGGGGUGGAGUCAUCUAGUGAAUGUAGCUUCAACUUUACAGAGGAUGGUGAUGCUCACCAACAACUAGAAAACCUUAAGAAGACAAAAUCAGAGCUGCUCAAGAAAAUCACCGACCUCAAACAGCAGAUAGUGGAGAUAGAGAACCAGGAGAAUGAGGCCAUCAGAGAGUUGGAGAUGGAGCGGGCCUUGUUGGAAGGGGAACACCAGACAGAGAUGGAUGAGUUACAAUCCGACCAGGACAGAAUCAAUCUCCUCAAACAACGACAGGCCGACCUCAUUGAGCGCGCCACACAGGAACGAGAAAAGAUGAGAAUACAGGAGGAGAAUCGUAUACAGAGUGAGCGCGAGAAGCUGAUGGAACUAGAACGUCAUCACUACGACACUGAACAGAUCCUAGAAAACUGUCGCAAGGAGGAGGAAGAGGUCUACCUCGAACGUUUCCAGCGCGAGCAGGAGGUCCUGGACAACCAGAGACGUCUCUUUGAUGACCUUGAGUUUCAGCAGCUGGAGUCCGAGGCAAAGUUUGAGGAGGAAAAGGAGCAAAUACAACGUAAAUUGAUGAAAGGCCAGAAUGAACUUCUGGAGAAGUACAGGUCAAGGGAGGGACGCCUCCAGCAAAUAGACAACCAGCAGAAGGAGAUGCUAAACAACGUGAAGCAGGACAUGGAGUCGAUGGAACAGCGACGACAGCAGCUGGUCGAGGAGUUCAGAAAGCACAAGAAACAGUUAGCUGGAGUGAUGAAGAAAAUUCAGGAAAUAUCACAAUUCUUGUCUGUUCCCGUAAACGAUGAAAUAUUAGAUCAGCGAGGACGAUCGUCGGAUAAUGAGACGGAGGACAAACAAGAUUUGAGGAGUUCCAGUCAGGGUUCACUACCAAAGACACCCACUCAUCACUCAGUUGACUUAUCUCCCCUGUUGACAUCAACACCUCACAGCUUAUCUCCCUUUCCGAACUCUUUGUCACACUUACAAAUCACGCCAAAUAAUAAUAAUGUGACUAACUACAGCUCAGGGUCAUCCCCUACGGGGCUCACACCUGGGUCCAACACGGGGUCCCCAAAGGGAUUCCUGCUGUCUAAUAGUGCGUACUCAGGUGAGCGGAAAAAAUCUACCACACUUCUGGACAUAGAGAAAAACCGCUGUCUAUUUAUGGAACAGCAAGGCAGCACUGUGAUUGAGCAAGAGAAGAAGAGGAUUGAGGAGCUGAAACGUCGGGCUGCUGAUGAGGGAAGAGCUCAGUGGGAGGAGCGCAAACUCAGGGAGGCAAACUGUAAAAGUUUCAACUCAUUGGAGUCUGAGGACUCCAGCAUUGCCAGCAGCUGUGAAACACCCUCAGAGAAAGAAACAAGCCUCAGCAGCGGUGAUGACCAGAUGGAGAAGCUGGUUGAGCUGGAACGACUCCUUGCUCAGGCACAGAAGGACAAGAUGAAACUCAUUGAAGACAAGGUAAAGAUGAAGGAAGAUGAGAUGGCUGCCCUCCAGGAGGAACGAUACAAACGCGAGGAGCUAGAGAAAAAACUCCAGGAGGAGACAAGUCUACGUGAAGAACUGGUACAACAGCAGGUCAAGAUGAGAGAGAGACAAGUAAAACAGGCACGACCCCUCACCCGUUACCUUCCUGUCAGGGAAAAAGAGUUUGACCUAAAGCAGCAUAUAGAAACAGCUGGUCAUCACCUUGACAACUGCCCACAAAUCACAGUUACACCAACAAGUUGUCGGGGAUUCUUACACAAAAUGGGAAACAAGUUUAAAACGUGGCACAAACGCUGGUUCGUAUUUGACCGUGUCAAAAGAUCACUCAUUUAUUACACUGAUAAGAGUGAAACGAAGGCACGAGGAGGGAUCUACUUCCAGGCUAUCGAGGAAGUUUAUGUGGACCAUUUACGCACAGUAAAAAGUCCCAACCCAAAACUGACAUUCUGUGUGAAAACAUACGACCGGACUUAUUAUAUGGUGGCGCCGUCAGCCGAAACAAUGCGCAUCUGGAUUGAUGUCAUAUUUACAGGUGCCGAAGGAUAUCAACAGUUCAUGUCGUGAGAAAGAGUGAGGAAGUAAGGGGAGGUAACUCUGAAUUACAACAGAAGAGCGGGUUAUUCGUGUACAUGUGUUUCCUUGACGGAGGUGAUUAGUAUGGUAUUUUCGUAAGAUGACAUGUACAGAAUGGUCACGAGAGUGAAUCAAAGCCAUUAUGUACAACAAUAUAGUGACAAAGGUGAAUAUGUUCUGUUAUGGUUUUCAAAUCAUUUAUAUCUACAAUAUUGUCCACUAUCCACUAUUACGGAUAGCUAUUCAAGCCAAAGAGUGAAGUCAAGGGAGGUAACUCCAUGGUUUCCUACUAUAUCUGCUGACAUUAAAGUAUACUUUAUUACACACUGGUGUGAUUGUAGGGUAUACAAUGUAUCACAGAUCUUCGUUUAAUUUGUUUUUAUGAAGAAUUUUGAGUUAUUGAGUGAUUUUGGUGUCCUGAUUUAUAGUAGAGUACACAGUUGAUGGAGUGUGUAAGUUGUACACAAAUGUUGACGUACACAAGUAUUUCUCCUUAAUAUUUAAUAUGUAGCAGCAACCAGGGUUUUACUCAUUAAUUGAACAAAACUGGUUUAAGUUUGGCUUUUGUUAAUAAGUGACUUAAUUCAUCACUCUCUUGGUGUUCUUAUUUAACGACGACUUAAUCCAUUACUCUCUUGGUGUUCUUAUUUAACGACCAAAGCAAAAAUUUAGGAACAGAAAUCAUUUUUGUUACGGAAAUUAGUUACAUUUAUAUCAUCAAUACCAGAUUUUAUCUCAAUACAAUAAUUAUUUAAUUUUUAAAAUAUGUUUUAAGUUAAAUAUCAGCAUUAAUGUGCUUGUGAGUAUCUAUUCAUGUUCGUUACUUGAAUGUUUAUGUUUUCUAGAAAUUCGUGUCAAAUUUAUACGGGAUUACAAAUCAACAUUUUGUGUGUUUGGUUUUUAUCUAAAAAAAAAUGUAGAGAUGUAUUUCUGAAUUGUUUUAACUUAAUUCUCACAAACAGUUGAACAUGUGAUAGGAACGUUUGUGACUUUUCGUAUACAUCCAGUGUCGUGUUCAUGUAUGUGUAGCAAUAGACGACACGCGAAGUAAGACGACACACAUAGUAAGACGACACGCGUAGUAAGACGACACACGUAGUAAGACGACACACAUAGUAAGACGAUAUACGUAGUAAGACGACACACAUAGUAAGAUGACACGCGUAGUAAGA
Mizuhopecten yessoensis (Yesso scallop) is the source of this 8163-nucleotide messenger RNA. Its product is annotated as pleckstrin homology-like domain family B member 2. NCBI's taxonomy places the organism in Eukaryota, Metazoa, Mollusca, Bivalvia, Pectinida, Pectinidae. Gene Ontology annotation, molecular function: protein binding. The record is from RefSeq and is a predicted model, not a curated record. Bases 1595 to 6982 code for a protein of 1795 amino acids. The transcript has 15 exons.